GCCAGACGUGCAAGUGGCGUUGCCUACGCGCCGGGGUGAAACUUGCAAGCUCCCCCUUAUCGAGCUUUCAGAUGGCUGUGCCUUUUAGAUUUUGACCUUUUCUUCAUUUUCCUUUUCUCCUGUUGUAUACAUUUUUUUAUUCUUCACUUCGUUCGAACAUAUAUGAUUCUGGUACGUCGUUCUCGCCGCUGAGAAGUCAUCCCCGACAUGCCACGAAAAAUCGGAUUCAACGUCGUGUAUGCAACCAGCGAAGAAGAUAGGCAUUCUUCGCUAGAACUGAAUGUUCAUGGGCCAACGGUAAGGGGUUGGCAAAGUUCAAGGAGAUGUACAUAUCCUCAAGAACUCAUUCUACGCCUUCAGGGCCCGACAAAGCUUACAAGGAUACAAGUCUUAGUUCAUCAAUAUUUAAUUCCUGAGAAACUCGAGAUCUGGGCAUCGAAAGAAGAGAAUGCAUCCGUGACGACCAAGUUCAGCUAUUUGGGUUACAUUAUGUUGUCCGACAAUGCCUCUACGAUGUAUAAAAGCAGAGAGCUGAAGAGCGCUGCUCUUCCGGAAAAAGAGGCGGUCUCGCUGAAACUGAGACUUCACAAACCGCACAGUAACGCGCACAAUAUUUAUCAACAGGUUGGUCUUAUCGCGAUUAAUAUCCUCGGUGAACCUUACGGGCAAGAGCUCACCGGCCAAGGAGACGCACCUUAUAAUCCUCAUUACACGUCCCCGUACGAUGAUUUGGCGUUUGAAAUGUACGUGGACCGAGAGGUAGCCAAGAUCAUAAGGCAGAUGGAAACGAAAAAGUUGCAGGCUGCGGAGGAGGAGAGAUUCGUGUACGCGUCGAAACUUAAAGUAGCGAUGGAGAACCUGAGGAAAGCCGGAGAACGUCUGGGGAAAUAUGAAUUGGAAAAGAAAUACGCCAUAGCUUUAGAGGAUUACGACAAGGCCAAAGCGAAGAAGGCACAAGCGCAACAAUAUAGACAACAAGUCUACCAGAGCUUAGAAGUGCAGGAUCUACUAGAACCUCAUGGGCCAUUGGAAAAGAACAACAAAUCGUCAGCAGAGGGGAAAGAGCCCAUAUCCAUAGAUACUUGUACCACGAGUACAACUACUGUUCCUGAGGAUAUCACAUCUCCUCCGAGAUUAGUAAUUCCACCUAAUCGCGAUGGAGCUAUAUCGCCGACAGGACCGGCGCAUCAACCACCUGUUUCACCUUUACAUCAGAAACCGAACAGCCCUGAUAUUACCGACAGUCCUACAAAUGGCGUAGUGGAAAGACAAAAUAACUGCAACAAGGGAUCUCUCAGGAGGAAAACCAAGUCGGCAGGACCAGCACUGCGGUCGAGCUAUGAGGCUUACGAGGAAAGGACAAUUCCUGCUUUAAGACAUUCGCACACGAAUGAAUUCACACGGGAAUGUCACAUGGAUAAUACGGAAACAAAAGCGAUAUCUAAAUUGAAUGACAGAGAAAAGAAGCAAGCUGCCUUACCUAUCUCCGUCUUCGGAAUAGAAAUGGUAGAGAAAUUCUAUUCGAAACAAUUCACGGAUAAAGAAGAGGGUCUGAUGCAGCUGAAGGAGGAAUUGAGGACCUUCGAUUCAGAAGUUUCGAAGCAUUCCGCAAAUAAGACAGCUAGAGCUGCGAUUUUGCUGCUACACAGAGCUCUCAGAGAUAAAGUAUUCAGCGUGUAUAGUCUGGCAGCACAAUUAAUUCGAAUUUUCUUCUCGGAAUUUGCAACUGAUAGAGUAUCUUCCACGGAAAUUGCGAGAAGCGUGGAUAGGCUACUUCCGGAAUUAUUGACGAAAUCAGGGGACACUACUCCGAGGAUCCAUAACAUGGCAGUACACACGAUACUCAGCAUGGCAGACUGUAAAUGCGUCAGGGAUUUGCAUAUUAUACCAGUGCACUUAACAAGGCCCGUUAGUAGUAGCACUCAUCAAAGAUUAGCGCUUAGCAGAUUAGAAAUGGUGGAGCAGCUAAUUCUCAGCCACGGAAUAUCUACCGAUAAACAAAGUGGGCUUACUUGUCGGACAUUGUCAGAAUUGGGUUCCUCGGGAUUGCACCAUCCAGCUGAAGCAGUUAGGAAAGUUUCCGAAAGGAUUUUAGUGCUGGUGUACAAAGUGAAUCCCAGAUUGGUCCGUAAGCAAUUGCCUCCUGAUGAUGACAUCACCAGAAGGAACUUAUUGUACCGUCAACUUUUCCAUGAAUUCGACUUGAUUGAUCUUCAGAGGAAAAAGGAAUCUGAAACGAGCAAUAAAACAACGACACCUACUCAGACAAAAUCAACGGAGAAUAAUGUAGCGAACUUGACGAAAUCUCCUUCGAGAACGAGUCCUGUUGUUAGUACUGGAAGCUCAACAAGCAUAACUUCUCCGUCCGAGAACAGUACGGAACAUAAAGGUGACAAAAUGUGCAUAUUUUGUCUUUCCAAGGGACAAGGUUACUCCGAGGAAGGUUUAAACAUUCAUUAUUGGAGGAGUUGCCCUAUGUUGACAAAGUGUGAGGCGUGUAAACAAGUGGUGGAAAUUUCGUACUUGAACUUACAUUUGUUAAAUGAAUGUGAUAUGAGAAGCAAUUAUGUAAAAUGCGAGACGUGCAAACAAGCAAUCAAUGAAAAUUCUUUCGAGGAACACAGGAAAGAUAACAAGUGUACAAAACCCAUCGAAGGCUACGAUCGUUGUCCAUUAUGCUCUGCUCUUGUAAAUCAAAAUAAGUGGAGAGAGCAUUUAAUGGGUGAUCAUCCCUGCGUGAACAAUCCUCGAACUAAAUCAGGGAAAAGCUGUUCAAAAUCUCCAUCAAAUUCUCAGAAUCUCAGCGGAAAAAUAACUACACCAAGUAAUCGGGAUUACUAGCAUCAUCCGUCAACUUCGAGCCUUUCGGAGUGUAAAAAAUUUUAGAGAAGGUUUUUCUUUUGUUUUCUUUUAUAGUUUAUCUGUAUGUUAUGAGCUACUCAGCAUUUUUCAUAUUUAUACUUGUAUUUAAAUGUUUUUUAUAGACA
Messenger RNA from Eufriesea mexicana, 2987 nucleotides. Its product is annotated as centrosomal protein of 104 kDa. Lineage: Eukaryota; Metazoa; Arthropoda; Insecta; Hymenoptera; Apidae. The transcript has 16 exons. The coding region runs from base 208 to 2841 and encodes 877 amino acids. Gene Ontology annotation, cellular component: cilium. The record is from RefSeq and is a predicted model, not a curated record.